CACCUAGAACCUAGAACACCGCUGGGCAGGAUGGAAGAACCAUGGCGUGCCACGCGAAGCGGAAGCAUCCGUGGAAGCAGAGCGUUCUUCGAGGACAAGGACGAAAACAAGCGCCCUCGCCAACUGGAAGGAAAGAUCGUUCAUUCCUGGAGCAACUGGGCCGAUGCUUAUGGCGACGAAGGUGCCAAUCUCAGCAAUAUCACGAAAGCAGCCCCCAAUCCCACGCACGAGAACCAGUAUCCUGCCUUUUCUGGAAUGAUCAGCGACAUUACCGGCAACCUUACCAGCAACAGCGACAUUAACAGCGACAUUACCAUUAACAGCAACAACGACAACGACACGACUCCCGUGAUGAUCAUGGCGCUGCCCGUUCUCUUUCUGUGUCUUUUCUGCGCCCUCUGCUGCAGUGGCCGAGGAGCCGGAGCCCGGUACCAUCGGGGGGAGCAGAUCCGGGAGCAGGCCGAACGGAUCUGGGCCGCCGAGCGUCGCCGGGCCAAACGGCAGGAGUGCAGCCACACCGAGCGGCUCGCAGCCAUCCAUCGGCGCCUUUCGACCAUGACCGUCGUCGGAAAACAGAAGCGCAAAGCACAAGCACAAGGCGGAGAAAGAGGAGGAAAAGUUGCAUACGUGGUGUGCGAGCUUGGAGUUCUAGAGUCAUCCGUUGGAACUGACUGCAGCCGUGAAGGUAGCCGAGGCAGCGCCAGCAUCGUCACCAGCAACAAUGAAUCGACACCAACAUCAACACCAACACCAACACCAACAUCCGAGGCAAUGGCGAUGGCGAUGGCGAUUCGGAGCAAGAGAAGCACGGACACUUCCGAUACAUAUCCACUGGAAUCCGAGAACUGGUACGACGACGACGACGACGACGAAUACGUCUGCMAUAUUUGUUUGGACGGAUUCGAGGUUGGCGACAGGGUCAUGUUUCGAAACCAGAAGCCCUACACUCCCUGUUCCGAUCCGAACGGCUGUAGCUGCACCCAUGUCUUUCACGAAACGUGCCUCUUGCAAUGGCUCCUAGAAAAGCGGGAAAACGAAUGCCCGUCCUGUCGAGAACCCAUGAUUGAUGAAGACGACGAAAGCGACAACGACAAAAACGACAACGACAACGACAACGACGGCGGCGAUGCUACCCACAACGAUGCUGCUAGCGACGACGGUCCCGAAAACGACACGGAACGAAGCGCGGGAGCCAGAGACCAAGGAGAUCAAUCGCCACCACUGGUCGAGGAAAUCCAAAUCGAUCCCCUAGAAGGUUCUCGUGCAGUACACUCGUCCUUCUUCAUCGUCCAGGGAAGAAUCGUAGUUGUCGAACCAACAACGUGGACCACCAAAAGAAAAGGCCCGAUUUCGCCAACCAAUUUUACAUCAUCAUCUUUGUCGCUUUUAUCCCACCAUCCGCCAUCCCGACCUUCGGUGGCAUGGCCUGUUACCCACGAGGGGCCGAAUAAAAUUACACGGCUCGCAACGGCAGGAAACGAGGAUGAAAAGCAGCAGCAGCAACAACAACAACAACUCCACGCUACUAGCGACAUCUUAGCAAGCAGCGGCAGUCUCUUUCAUCCCCUGCCCUUGAAACGGGUUUCUCAGAGCCUUGAUCCUGCCGUCUUUGGUACCGAAAAAAGACAACAAACCCUCACCAAUGCCAUGAACGACGGCGGCAUUUCGAGUGCUUCUUUCCACGGGAUACGCCGAACGCAUAAAUCAAUUUUCAUGCUGGACCAAUGUUCUUGUAACAGCAACAACAACAGCAUCUUCCCGCAUGGUUCAUCGAGCGACAGAGAAGAAGAAGAAGAAGAAGAAGAAGAAGAAGAGGAGGACGAUCCAAUUGUUGGCAUUGAAAUUCACAACAAAAAUAGGGCACUGCCGUAUGCCGAGAGGGUAUCUUCGAUUUUUGCAAUCAAAUAAACAUAGAUGCGAAAUGCAAGCAAAGUCUUCUUAGACGUAGACGAAGGGUUCUUUCUUUGUACGACUGUCUUUCUCAACAAAGAGGAAGAAGACCAACAACAACUGCAUUAGAGGCAGCGACAGCGACAGCGGUAACCGUGCUAUCUAUUUCUGUGCCUCGACAGAGGUUGCCAACCGGAGGAAGCGCAAAAGGUACGGUACGACUAGAACGCCCAAACCAUGAAAGCCGAUACAACCAUUCUCCCCCAAGAAGGCAGAGCCAUUUAUGACGGCUAGACAUUAUCACUUCUUUUGCUCCGGAAAGCCUUCUACCCGAUGCUUUCUAGUUUGCAGUAAUUACUUCCAAUUGGGUCUAGAAUCAAUUGCCGUAUCACGGCACUUCUUUAUUACACUACGAAGUAAAGCAGCUAUUUUCAC
Messenger RNA from Pseudo-nitzschia multistriata, 2325 nucleotides. The record is from the annotation of a GenBank genome assembly. Lineage: Eukaryota; Bacillariophyta; Bacillariophyceae; Bacillariales; Bacillariaceae.